CACGUGACGCCAGGUCCCUUCCUUCCUCAGACCAACCAACAGUCGCCGAGUACUUUCUAGUGAGAGCUAGAAAUGAUGAAAUUCGAAGAAAUCCACGUUGCUGAUGUUUUCCUAAGACAUAUAUAAGUAAAACUCCUGCGAACGUUUAAACCUUAAGCUAGCGGCAGCAUUGUCCAAAUAACUGAGGAGAAGGAAGUGCUGUAACAAUCGCCUGAACUAACAGUUGUUAGCAUUAUGCACAACAGACGGAGGGGAUCCCAUCUGGGCCUGCUGCUCCUGGCCUUCCAGCUGUUUCAGGUGGGUCUGGACAACAUCCCUCCUGUCACUCUGGGCGUCCUGGCUCUCAACGUGUACCUUUACCUCUUCCCUGCUGCCCCACUGAUGCAGACCUGUGUGAGCGUCUACCAAGCAUACUGGUAUGGACAAUGGUCUCGACUCCUGAUGUCCCCGUUCCACCACGCGGACGACUGGCAUCUGUACUUCAACAUGGCGUCGUUCUUGUGGAAAGGCAGCAGGCUGGAGCGGCAGCUGGGAGGAGGCUGGUUCUUCUACGUGCUGUCGGUCUUCUCUCUGCUCACUGGGGUGGUCUAUCUGGUGCUGGAGGCUCUGUUAACGGAGCUCACUCUGGACCAGUCCUACAGCAUGACCUGCGCUGUUGGCUUCUCGGGUGUGCUGUUUGCUCUGAAGGUGCUCAAUCACCAUUACUACCCUGGAGGUGUGACCUAUGUGAUGGGUAUACCUGUUUCCAAUUCCUAUGCCAGCUGGGUGGAGUUAGUGCUGAUCCAUCUGACAUCACCUGGGACCUCUUUCAUCGGUCACCUGUCAGGUAUCCUGGUGGGUCUGCUCUACACCAGAGGGCCGCUGAAGAAAAUCAUGAAGAAAUGUGCAGAGAUUGUGACAUCAAGUGGACAUUGGACAGUGGACGGUUCACGGUCCAGUGGAUACUUCAACUCUUCAGGCGCUACAGGCUACAGAGGCCCUAGUAGUGGAAGACACUCGGGCAGUCAUCAGAACGCACCAGGUUACACAACACGUCCCACAGCGUCUUACACAGGUGGACUGACGGAGGAGGAGCAGUUGGAAGCCGCCAUCAGAAACAGUCUGAACGACAGAGGUGGAGCCAAUCAGAGAAGAGCUCCUCCUCCGUAUGGUUUCCACCUCUCUGAGGAAGGGACGGCUGAGGAAAUCAGGUGGAGGAGACUGCAGAGGUUUGACAGAUGAACUGUCAGGCAGAGAGGAGGAGGAGGAGGAGGAGGAGGAGAGGAGGAUGUAUCAGUGACAAGACUCAAGAGGGUCCGGUCCAAACGCUGCUUCCAUAGGAGGGAUGAGGAGGUACAACCACUCAGCCUGACACAGAUAACAGCUCCUUUAGAGUCUGAUCCUUAACGUUAAGGCGUCUCUGAGCUUCAUCAGCAUGUCAGCUAUGGAAAGUUAUGCUGGAGAGGAAGGCGCACAGUUUCUGAUUUUGGAAUCUGGGGAUGAUGAGACGUAUUAUUACCUUUAAAAUAGCUUAAAGUAAAUCUCAAUAUGUCCUAAUACCGUGUUACAAGCAAUCUCAGUGCACUUGUUUUUCUGCUUACAUGAGCUCAAGACAAAACAUCAUUCAUUUCCCUCAUUAGAACUACAUGACAUGUCAUAUUCAGUAUUACUAUCACUUCUGUAUUAGUCAAAGCUGAUAAUCUUUUUCUCUUUUUACAAGGACAAUAACCGCUUCUCUCUCAAAUUGCAAAAUUAUUAUGAAAUAAGAGACUUUUAACAACAGGAUGAAACAAUAGAUAAUUAUUCUCUAAUAAGCCUCUUAAAUUGACCCAUCACCUCCUCAAACUGUGAAUAGGAAGCCAAACUGAUAGGUCUUUAUACUUUUAUUACUACAAGUACAGAACUGUCAUAAAGAACUCCUAUCUCAGGACAGGGGUUAAUGAAUGUUUUCUUGGUGUAUUUCAGAAGGGUCGCAUGGGGCUGUGUAUUGGCACAUUUGUAAUAAAAAUGCUUUUUUACUGCA
This is a messenger RNA of Mugil cephalus (flathead mullet), 2002 nucleotides long. RefSeq names its product rhomboid domain containing 1 (gene rhbdd1). NCBI's taxonomy places the organism in Eukaryota, Metazoa, Chordata, Actinopteri, Mugiliformes, Mugilidae. Gene Ontology annotation, cellular component: membrane. The transcript is spliced from 8 exons. Gene Ontology annotation, molecular function: serine-type endopeptidase activity. The record is from RefSeq and is a predicted model, not a curated record. The coding region runs from base 235 to 1221 and encodes 328 amino acids.